GUUCGCUUCGUUCACUGCAGUCAGAGCUUGCUGUCUCCUGAAAACUUUACACAGAUAUGUCGGAAACAGAAACUGAAGUUAAUGAAUUGGUCGCCGAAUCGAUAAUUGGGUUUAAUGGCUCUGUGCGUAAUGGCUUACAAGUACACCCAGAUGGAGAGCACAUUCUUUACCCCCUUGGCUGUAAUGUAGUAGUGCAAAACUGGAAGACAAAAAUACAGAGAUUUCUGAUAGGGCACACAGAUGUUGUAUGUGCAGUAGCAGUUUCAGCAGAUGGGAAGUAUGUGGCUUCAGCUCAAACAAACCACAUUGGAUUCAGGGCAACAGUUAUUCUGUGGGAGUUUGAUGACUUAAAGCUGUUUACCAAGCAUGAGAUACACAAAGUUUGUGUUGAAUCUGUAGUCUUUUCUUCUGACAGCAAUUACCUCAUAUCAUUAGGAGGAUUUGAUGAUGCCACUGUUGUAGUAUGGGACAUUAAGGAAAGCAAGGCAUUAUGUGGUUGCGAGGCAAGUCGUGGAACAGCUGGCAUAGCAAUUGUUCUCUGUCCAGCCAACAUAAGGGGUGUCUGUUUCAUCACUGGUGGACAAGGUACAAUCAGGGCAUGGAAGAUAGACCCCAAGAAAAGGCAAGUCAGUGUCCUUGAUGUCAAGCUUGGCAUGAUCAGGAGACAUGUUAUCUGCAUUGUGAUUGAUGCCAAAGAUGAAUAUGCAUAUUGUGGUACAACAACAGGAGAUAUAAUGAAAAUUCGUCUCAAUUAUGAUCGUGAUCCAUCAGUGCUGGAUCCUACAGCAAAUCCUGCACUUGUUGGUUGUUAUGCUAAAGUUCCAAAGAAGAAAAAAAUGGCAAGCUCUGAUCCCACAGAGCGAUACAGUAAAGGUGUUACUGCACUGGCACUGCUGGAUGAGCAUACUGUCACUAAUAUUAUUGUAGCCGCGGGUGAUGGAAAAGUGGAAUUAGUGAAAGAGCACAACCGAGCAAUUCUUCAUAAACACACUCCUCUUCGCCAGCCCUCAGAGCCUCAGCUUGUUGUACUGAAAGGAGCUAAAUUGGAUUCUGGGGCAACCACCAUCAAAAUCCUGAAAGAUGAAAUCAUAGCAGGAACAGAGAAAUGUGAAAUAUACACAAUAGAUAUUAAAACAUUUAAUGUUUUGCUUCAUAUAACUUGCCACACAGAUGCCAUCUUUGACCUUGCCUUUCCACAUAAAUGUUCUGAACGAUAUGCUACAAGCAGCAAGAAUGAUGUCAGAAUCUGGGAUGCCAAAACAUCUAAGGAGCUUAUGAGAAUAACAGUGCUUAAUCUUGUUUGUGCUAGUAUCGUGUUUGCUCCUGAUGGCAGCACCAUUAUCACUGGAUGGAAUGAUGGAAUUAUAAGAGGGUUCACACUUAAAACUGGAAAACUGAUGUUUGAGAUCCUCAACACUCAUACCAAGGGUGUAACUGCGAUGGCUACCACUGCAUGUGGUUCUAAGCUAAUCAGUGGUGGAGGAGAAGGCUUGAUACGUGUAUGGGAGAUGAAAACAAGUUAUCAGAAGCUCCUAGCUAGUUUAAGAGAACACAGAGGGGCUGUAUCUUCAAUCUCCAUUUCUAAUUCUAACAAGGAGGCAGUCAGUUCUUGUACUGAUGGAACAUGUAUCAUAUGGGACAUUGAGUGCCUAACUCUAAAACAAGUCCUUAGUGCAAAUUCAGAAUUCCUGUGUGCACGUUUCAUACCAAGUGAUGUCCAGGUCAUUACAGUAGGAGCUGAUCGCAAGAUCUGUUAUUGGGAAGUUUUUGAUGGCUCACUGAUACGGACACUUGAAGGUUCAAUAUCAUCGGGCUUGACCUCACUUGAUAUUUCUCCAGAUGGAAAAUCAAUUGUCACAUCAAGUAGUGAUAUGUAUGUUAAGCUUUGGAAGUACAAAGAAGGAAUCUCAACUGAUAUUGGCAGGGGGCAUGCAGCAGUCAUAACUGCUGUUCGCUUUUCACCCGAUGGUAGCUACAUUGUGAGUGUGAGUGCAGAUGGAGGAAUAUUUUGCUGGAAGUGCCCACGUUCUCGGCCAGAUGAUAAUGUUGACAGAGAGAGCAUUUCCAGCAGAAUGUCGUCACUCAGCUCUAGGAGCCAAGACAAAGUCACCUCAAAAAAGGCGGCUCAACAAAACGUCUCUCAUAUGAAGGAAAAUGGUCGGAGUAAUUUAAAAUCGAUAGUUGAGAAACCAAUAGAACACAACAUUAAUGCCAGUGAUCAGAAGACAAGGAACAAAGGAGUGAAGGGAUGUUCUUCUAGAGCUAAUCAAUUACUCAAUAAACAGAACAAUUAAUGAUGUUCGUCCAGCUCUGGCAUUCCAUUCAGCUGCUACAUCUCCUCCACUUUCAUGUUCAACUUGCUCAUCGAACCAACAUAACUAGCCAAGUGGUAUGCGUCUUUUCAUUCAUAACGUGUUUUUGUGCAUUAUAUAUUGUUCAAAUCAAUG
This is a messenger RNA of Schistocerca piceifrons (Central American locust), 2447 nucleotides long. RefSeq names its product cilia- and flagella-associated protein 52-like. Gene Ontology annotation, biological process: cilium assembly. Bases 57 to 2294 code for a protein of 745 amino acids. The transcript is spliced from 12 exons. The record is from RefSeq and is a predicted model, not a curated record. NCBI's taxonomy places the organism in Eukaryota, Metazoa, Arthropoda, Insecta, Orthoptera, Acrididae. Gene Ontology annotation, molecular function: protein binding.